GCAGUCACUCGCCGGCGUCGUCCAGGUGCAGAAGUACGCGUCGCGGUGUCGUCGUGUAGUCUGUGCUGUGAUGGGGUCCGAGCCACCCUCCGACGACUAUGAGCCGUCACUGCGGCAGUGUCUGGUGGUGAGACCUCCUCAAGGCUCGUGCGGCUUCCACCUCAGUCGCACCCAGUGGGACCCGUACCCGUGGGUGAGCGAUGUGGAGCCCGGCAGUGCCGCGGACAAGGCGGGUCUGGUGGUCGGGGACUGUGUUCUGGAGGUGAACGGCGAGGAUGUCCUAGGGAUGAGGAUCGGCGCCGUGGCUCUCAUAGUGUACGCUAGGGGAGGCCAGGUCCGGCUGCUGGUGUGGAACUCGGGCGUGGAGUACAACGGCGCGAUCUGGAGUUCUGGUAACGGCCCGACCCCGCUGAGUCUCCAGAGACUAGCCUCGUGUCUGCACAGCGUGGUGUCGCUGCUGGAGUGUCCAGUGUGUCUGGAGACCAUCCCUCCGCCAGCCUUCCAGUGUUGCAACGGUCACACCCUGUGUGGCGUGUGUCGCUCCCUCACUGACCGCUGCCCCGUGUGUCGCGUGGCUCUCGGACCCCGUGGUCGGUGUCUGCUCGCCGACAAGCUGCACAUGCUCUUCACUUCGACGUUCCUCCACUCCGGAGGCAAAAAGCAGAAACGAUCUAAGGCGUGGCGGGGACAAACACCUAAGCUACACCUGCCUUCUCGUCUCUUGCCUCGCACAGUUCCCACCCCUAGCCUGGGCUGCGGUGACGACCCCCGGGUGUGUCCCUGUCCUCUGCCGCAGUGUGAGGGUCUGAUCCGCGGCGGAAACCUACUGACUCACCUCCAGACACACGACGGCCCGCUGGUCCAGUACUUCUGUAAGGAGUCCUCCACUCAGCUCCGGUUCCCAGUGACGCGACUGACGACUCUGACCGACGCCCAGGGUGUCACAUUCCUGCUGCACGUCGUCCCCGCGCCCGACGGCCUCGCGCUGCUGUUGUGGCUCUGGGUGGCGCUCCCCGCUGCAGCACACUACCGCCUCCAGCUAGACCGCCCCGGCCGCGCUCCUCUGGUGCGCCCCGCGGUCUUCCCCGUGUCCUGGGGCCCCAACAAAGUCAUAGACUCAGCCGCUGACCGAUGCGUGGUCCUGGACGACUGUGAUUUCGAUACGAACUGUACCAAAGUAAAAAUAUCAAUACUCUCAGAUCAAGAUUAGUCUCGGAAUUAGCCUCGUGAUACAGUGACUAAGGAUUUUGUGAUCUUAUAAGUAGUGUUAUUGACGUGUUUUGUAGUAAAAUAAUAUUUAUUAAUACUGUAUGUGUUAGUCAUAAGUUUUUGUACAAAAGGAGAUUACUGCAACCAAUGCGCUCAUAAUGCAUAAU
Molecule: messenger RNA, 1376 nt
Organism: Macrosteles quadrilineatus (aster leafhopper)
Lineage: Eukaryota; Metazoa; Arthropoda; Insecta; Hemiptera; Cicadellidae
Exons: 3
Coding region: 71-1210 (379 amino acids)
Biological process (GO): multicellular organism development; proteasome-mediated ubiquitin-dependent protein catabolic process
Cellular component (GO): cytoplasm
Molecular function (GO): ubiquitin conjugating enzyme binding; ubiquitin protein ligase activity
Source: RefSeq, a predicted model, not a curated record